This is a messenger RNA of Pyricularia pennisetigena, 1344 nucleotides long. RefSeq lists its product as uncharacterized. The coding region runs from base 1 to 1344 and encodes 447 amino acids. The transcript has 5 exons. Lineage: Eukaryota; Fungi; Ascomycota; Sordariomycetes; Magnaporthales; Pyriculariaceae. The record is from RefSeq and is a predicted model, not a curated record. Gene Ontology annotation, cellular component: plasma membrane.
AUGGCCGAGGUCAAGGCAGUGUUUGCCAAAAUCGGGCACAUCAUCUCUGCUCAAUUGAUUUUGAUAGCCUUUGGUCUCGCUUGCCUCUUGGCUUAUUUUUUCCCACAUGUCGGUGUCCAUGGAGGAACGAUCAAGGCUGAGUACAGCAUUCUCUUCGGUGCUGUGGGCUUCAUUUUUUUGGUCUCUGGUCUUCAGCUGCCUUACGAAAAGCUUCGGACGCACUCGACCAACUGGAGGCUCCAUAUUAUUACACAGGGAAUCUCUUUUCUCAUAAUCCCUCUCAUAACUCUUGCCAUUAUCCAUAUUAUGAUUGCCGCAGGGAAUCUGCAGACAAACGCCAUCGACAUAUCUGUAUUGGUUGGCAUGAUAGUCCUGUCUUGUAUACCCACUACUAUAGCCAGCAAUGUCGUUUUUACCCGAAACGCCGGAGGCGAGGACGCUGCCGCUAUUGUCGAGGUCGUCAUUGGCAACGUCUUCGGGGCCUUUAUUUCUCCUGCUUUGGUCUACGCCUUCAUGCCCAAGCUGCCCGAGUUUGACGAAUGGCAACCAGCAUCACCAAGCACCUUAUCUGCCAUGUACCAGAAAGUUGCUCAGCAGCUGGGCCUGUCAGUCUUGAUCCCACUCGCGGUCGGCCAAAUAUUACGUUUCUUCUUCCCAAAGCCCGUGAAGUGGGCUCUGGAGAAGCUAUAUCUCGGAAAGAUAUCAACCAUCUGUCUUGCUCUUCUCGUUUGGACAACGUUCUGCGGAGCCUUUGCAACGGGCGCCCUCUACGUGACCCCGAAAGCCUCGCUCAUCUUUAACAUCUUCAUGAACAUCGGACUAUAUCUCUUGUUUACCUUGAUCUGCUUUUUUUCUGCAAGACCGCCCCUGGGGCUAGUGACGUGGGCUCAAGGCGCCUUCGAGAAGAAACCACUUUGCAAGCUCCCGGCGCUCCUGAAGCGUGUCGUUGUACCGAAACGCAUGUCCAAGGAGCAGACGAUUGCCGUGUGUUUCUGCGGCGCCGCCAAGACGACCAGCCUCGGUAUCCCUCUCGUCACCGCCAUGUGGAGUCAGUCGGACAACCUCCGCAGGGCCUUUGUUCAGAUCCCGGUCUUGCUCUACACGAUCGAGCAGGUCUUUAUUGCCCAGCUUCUGGUGUACUUUUUCAAGCGCUACAUGAAGAGAGGCCAGAAGGACUCCGGGACGGAUGAGGAUACCGUGGCGGACCCUGUGGCGGACUCGUUGGAAGACGCGAGUGAGCCGUCCGUUCCCGCGGAUGCUUCAGAGAAACAGGGCACAGAGCCAAGUCUUGUCGAUGCUCGAAAGGAGAGUCAGAUGGAAACGGCAGGUACAGCUGCGAAAUAA